AUGGCGCUCGGCGCUGGCAGGGACAGGGCGGAUGGCGGCGCUCUGCCGCCACUCCCUGCGUUCCCGAUUGCGUACUACGAUGACCAGCACCUCUUCUCCUCUCUGCUACCCCACAUUGAGGCCCGGCUACCACUGGAGACUGUCUCAAUCCGGUGUCCCCUGUCUCCGAACGUCCCCCUGCAGUGCAGUGGUCUUCGCCUCGAGUUCCUUCCGCACGAUGAGCCGCGAUUCGAAGGGCUUCUGCCCCCGGCUACGAGCUCUUCCUCGUCGACCUCCGUUUCGUCUCUCUCGGCAUCUUCCGUGGCUAUGAAGGCCGCGUUCGCCUCCAUUGCCGGGGUCGCCGCACAUGUCCCCCUUGGAGGCGCGACCGCGGUCGGAGGCGGACCAACCGACACCGGCAGCGGAGUUGCAGCGGGCACGGGGACCAGUGGAUCAGGUUCUCACCGGCCGUCUGCUGCGCACGAGGCUCAUGCAGACCGCCCUUUUAUUUAUCUUCAGAUUCUCCAACUCGAAGGCAUGGAUGACUACAAAACACAUCACAGAAGGAUGCUGAAGGCUUGGGUAGACAGCCUCACCGAACAACACGAGGAGUGGCUCGUUCUCUACGUGACCCCGUUUUCUGACAACGACUCGCAAAACAAAUCCUUCAAGAAGCUUCUCGACAAGCUGCGCAGCGACUUGAACCCGCAGGGCUCUCGAAACAAAGAACGCUUCCUCCGUCUGCCCACAGACGCGACUGGCAACUACGCGAGCAGUCCCGCAUUCGCAGACCUCUGGAAUAUCUUCAUGGCUCGCUUGAAGGAGGCCCUAGUGGCGUCCGUCGAGACGCGCAGCGUGCAGUUGGAGGACGAGAUUCAGCGGCAGAGUCAGGUCGCGGAGCCCCGUUUUUGUCCCCUGUUUGUCGCGAAAGAGAAUCUCGCGCGGCUUCACGAACGGUGCAAUCGCCUGGAGGACGCGCUGGCGGUCUAUGACACGAUGGACUUGGGUAACACGACACGGCAGGGCUCUCCAGCGGAUGUCAAGCAGUGUCACAGCUUGUUUAUUUCGUUUGGCUUCGAGACGCCAGACGACCAAGUUCCUCUCUUCUUCGACCCCGCGCGGCUGCACAAGCUGCAUGCGCAGCUGCGCGAAGACACCCUUUCGUAUGUGCAGUUUCGCCAGUACCUGUUUGCGAGACAAGCUGACCUCCUCGUGCGCCUCCAGCGAGUCGAGGAACUGAGCGCGCGAGGCGUCGAGAUGACGUCUUCCCUGCACAAGGAAAUCGUCGCGGAGGGCUUCAAGGUGUCGGGAAAUGUCUGGGCAGUUCUCGCGUGCGUCAACCUGGCGCAUUUUAUCGUUACAAAGUCGAUUUCACCUCCGGGGUUCUCGCCGUCCUUUACGGGUGAAACUCCUUCGCGCUCCUCCUCCCACCCGACAGCGAGUCACACACCGGUCUCCUCGAGUUCCUCUUCCAGCAGCAGCGCCCUUCUCAAUUUGAAGCGCCCCGGUUUCGCCGUGAGCCGCACGCUGCACCGCUUGACACCUCUGCAGUUUUCGCUCUCUCCCACGCGACGACUUCAUUCGUCUCAGCGAACGAACUCACCUGUAAAGGACGACCUUGCUGGAGGCAAAGCUGCAUCAGCCUCGUCGCCUUCGUCCCCGGCUCUCGCCGGUGCAGCCUCUAGGCGAGGGGGCCUCGGCGGAGCCCAAGGCGGCCUUGGCGACCCCGGGGCGGAAACCGCAGGAGGCGCGGACGGCCUCGUGGGGGGGGCCUCGGGGAUUCUGGGGGGGGGCGCCGCCGCGAGCCGAGUCGACGCGGGCGCGGGGACUGUGCCCGCGGCGCGGGCUCGAAGCGCGGCGCAUCUGUACGCGUACGGCGCCCAGCAGUUGCAGCGGCUGAUCGCGUGGCGCGAGCGCGAGAAGUGGAGCCUGCCGCUUCUCGAGUUUCCGCACACGGCUUCCAGAGAGCAGGGGAGUCUGAAGGGGAGUAUGGAGACCGGCAGCCAGGACAUGAGUGGAAGCCGCGCGCGCUCGCUUCCGGCGGCGGAUGUGGACUGCGCGAAGGAGGAAGCUGGCUCUCCCGCGCGGUUCCCUUCCUCGCUUUCCAAGGCCCCUAAGGGGGGCGAGGAGGCGUCGGAGGAAAGGGGCUACACCCGGAGCUCCAGCAGCCCAUUCGCGGGACUGUCGACCCCUCCGUCCCAAGAAGACGACAACGGAUUCGCGUUGGCGUUCUCUCUGCCCUGGUGGUUGUGCACCAAGGCCGAACUUCUGGAGGAGCUGCGAACCCUAUCUGACGCCGAGGAACUCCUCGUCCACGUGUUUGUCCUCGCCGGGCAGCAGUACGUCAACUGCGGGUACUUCCGGCACGCUGCGCUGCUCCAGUUCAGACUCGCCUCCGCACACUUCAAGCGACGCGACCUCGACGACUGCAGAAAGGCGCUCUCCAAAAUGCUGCCCUUGUUUGUCAAGGAACCGUGGACAGCGCUGUGGGUCCAGUGUCAGCAGCUCAUGGCUGAGGCUUCCACAGGACUUGGCCACGCGGACGCGCUCGCGUCUUCCUAUUUCCUCGCCAACGCGAACGCCGUCCCUGGACCAUCGUUUUUCUCGUCGUCUCACGGGGGGGGGCGCGCGCGGCUGUCUCUCGGGGCGGCUGAGCGGGUGGAGCUGGGGCCAAGUGCUCAGGGCGAGCCGAAGCCUGGUGAGGCGGGAGACGCAGACGCUUCGUUUGUCCAGAGAGAGCGCGACAGCUCCAUCUCGACGAUGGACACGGAGGCGCUUCUUCCGCCGCAAGCCUACCUGGAGCGCUUCAUCUCUCUCGCGCAAAAGAAGCGAGACUUCCACGAGAUUGACCUCGGUGACGACGCCGGAGAGACCGCGGGCACUCCGCAUUCCUCUUCGUGCGCAGGCGAGCAGAACGCGGCCUGCGGAUCGGGUGCGGGCGACUCGACCUCUGCGUUUUCAGAGCAAGCUUCUGCCGUUCCGGCGGGUGCAUCAGCCCAGCAGGGGUCUGAGCCCCGUGGAAGAAGGGCGAAGGAGGAGCGCGAGAUACGAGCCAGGGCGACGCAGACGGACUCCUUUGAGGCCGCUGCAUGGCUCGGGCCCGACGCCCCUUCAGUUCUCAAGCAAGAGGGUCAGAUCUACAUCCGCGCGGCGCCGAACUUGUAUUGCUGGGGAGCGCUCAAGCCCGCACUCGUUGGCCUGCGGAGCAACAGUGAGAGAGAGAAAGUUUGUCGCAUGCGCCCUGCGCUCGCCCUGGCCUCCGUCCCUCAGUUAGGGCCUUUGGAGGCGCUCGCGUCGUCGCACGGUCUGUAUCAACCCUACGGGUCAGACGACACGCCAUGCACUGUGGCCUUCGUCACGCCCACGGCGGCGAGCGGGACGCAUCGCGCGCACAUGCACGGGCCAGGGGCGACAUCGUCGAAUCCCUUUGCGGCGCUUCUGAAGACCUCGAGCGACGGGCGAGCUGCCGGCGUCUACGGCUCGUCUCUGUAUCAGACGCCACGGCACCUAGCCCGGGGCUCUGCAGACGGGCUCGGGGACGCCAGGGGAGCACGAGGUCUGGGGUCGGCGUAUCUUGCGAGCACGCCCUCGUCGACCGCCCUGCCGCUCUACUACGGCGGAGGGGCGCAGUCGCCUGGCACCGGGGGUUCUUUGUACGGGGCGUCGGUGUCAUCUGCGGGCCUCGGGUUUCGUUCUUCCUCGUUUUCCAGACACGACGGGCGGGACAACAUAUCGACCGGCUUCCUCUCCGGCAGCUCGGCGAGGGGGGGGGCCACGGGGUCUGCGGGGUCGCAGGCCUCGGGGCUUUUUGGGAACCUGAACCAGGAGCUGCUCGAGCAGGCUGUGCUCCGCCAGCUGGUCGACCUGCUCCCUCUCUACCGGCUUCCUUGCCACCCGGAACUGGAGCCUCAAAACGCCUGUCUACUCGCCUAUGCCGCGACUCUGGAAAGAGUCAAACCCAAGUCGACGGCGCAGGUGCUUGGCCAACUCCAGCAGCGCCGCUUCCUUCCCGCCUUCAACUCGCCUUCCCUUAGGGACGCAGCGGGCGGCGACGGAGCCGCACGCCGAGGGGAUGGCGCGCUGACCACAGAACACAGUUCGUGGAGUGCGAGGGGGAAAGAGAGACCCAGCCAAACCGUGGGCGGCGAGCGAGGCCAGGCUGGAGCGGACAGCAAAGAAGGGCGCUCCGCAGAGCUUGACGGGCAGCCAGCCUUCCGCUCCUCCAGUGAGGAGCCUCCGAAGCGCCCAGCCAAUCGCGGCGAGGACGGCGGCAGCGGGCUGCAGGGGGCCUCGGGGCCGGAGGGGAGCGGAGACAAACGAGGAAAGGAGCUUAAGUGGACGCGAAGUCGAACUCUCACGGAGUUGGGAAAAACGCUGAGGGGUGAAACAUGCCGAGAAAAAGACUCAGGAAACAAGCAACCAGGGCCGUCUGUGCCAGGCAGCGUGGGCGGGGCCGCCGGAGCAGUCCCUGCCGCAGACAAGGGAGGGGAAGAAAGCCACAGCCCUCAUCCAGGGCCGCUUCGGGGACGGGUGUCUCUUCUGCUGUCGACUCGCCGACGCUCGUCUGCGGGCCCCUCGACUGCCACUGAAGACGAGCACGCCUCUGCCUGCUCGGGGAUGACCGCGAGGCCGACCGCGUCGCCAGUGGCCUCCAGCACGGAGACACUCUCCGUCAACUCUUCUUCAGCGAAAUCAGGGCCAGUGCAGCGGGACGCAGCUUCUACCGGGGGUUUGCCGAGCGAGGCGAGCACGGUCCGGUCGGCAGUCCCGAGCGCCCCAGGGUCAGGCGCCGUUUCCGACCGCGAUGGAGCCCAUCCUUCGUCGCCGGGCCUUCGAGUGGCGGCCGCGCCGGCGCGCCCCGGCCAGAGCGACGCCCAGCGCGACGGGGGUUCGUGGCUGCCUAGCGACCGCGAAACCCAACCCCACGUGCUGACGUCGUCGGCGGCGAGCAGGGGGCUCGCUGGCCAGUUCCGGGUGCACGGUCAAGACUCUGCAGACGGCGGAUGGGGCGAGCCGCGGUCGUCAGCCACUGAUGUGGGGCCUGCCGGCGCUGUCCCGCCUCGCGGAGACACGGUCGGCAGCCCGGGGUCAGGACGGGACGGAGUGGACAGACUCGCACAUUCGCGGACGCGCCCGCAGCCUCUGCGGGAGUCCGAGAUGGCGGCGGGCGUGGAGGCAACCGUCCCUCCGCAGUACCGGUCGUCGCGCGCUCUGUCUGUCCUUCAGAUGGGGGGCAGUCUCCAGGCUGCAGUCCCCAGUCUGUCUGUGAGUCUUGGACAGUGCGUGGAGCUUCGGCUUCACGUGCACUCGAGCAUCGCAGGCCCCGUGGAGGCCGACGCGAUCGCGCUCCGUCUCUCCCAGUUGCCUUUCUCGGACGUGCCGCCCGGGGCCGGAGGCAGCAUGCGACAGGGCCCGGGGGGCGCUGGCUCUGUGGGGACGCCUUCCGUCGCAGGCCUCUUGGGAGGCGGAGGGAUAGCCCGGACGACGCACUUCGAGGAGACGCAGCGGCAGGCGCCGACCUCCGUAUGGCUCGUUCUGCGGCCCGCCGCGGGGGGUCACAGGGUUGCAGAGGUCUCAGAUACGGCGGAGAAGACGAGCGAGGAGAGCAGCGAAGAGGACUCCGCGAGAGAAGGGCGGCAAGCAAGAGAAUCAGGACUGAAGCUCCAGCCUGGCAUGAACUUGCUGAGUCUCUUCUGGAGCAGCCGGUUCGAGGGCGUCUUCGUGCUUGAGCAGGUCUGCGUGGUGGUGGGCGCUGUCGUCCUCGUUCAGUGGGCUGGCGAGCUGCCGCCGCCUGGUAUGAUCGACGAAGUGCGCCAAGCCAUGCAGGACGUGCUUCUCGCUCUUCCUGCGGAGGACGAGGGAGGCGAGAGACGCCGAUGCCUGCGGGAGGCUGAGGAAGGGGAAACAGUCCUCCAGAGGGCGCGGGUGAAGUCUGCAGCUUGCCUGUCGGCCUUCCCUCCCGAACCUGUCGCCAGGAAAGCCGCUGCCAAAGACGUUCAGCAGACCGCGUCAGCGGCCUGUGAUGCAGCAGUAGCAGCGGGUCGCGCAGCUGCCGAGACAGACGCGUUACCGCCGGAAAAGGAUGACGAUCGCGGUGGAGCCGGGGUCAGGACUUCUGGCGCUCUCGCGUCGCCGUCCGUGCUCCCGAAGGGAGCUUUUGCACUUGCAUCGUCAGGACGGCAUCGCAGAGUGUCUGACAAAUUUUCGAAUCCCUUCUUUGCGUUCGCUGACUGGGGGGACGCUGCCGCUGCGCUUGCGUUCGAGGACCGCAUGGCGCCGCCGACUCCUGCGUGCCUGCUCCCGGGCUACGCGCCGUGUGGGGCGACGCUUGUCCAUCCAGACGCGCCCCUGGAGCGCAUGUUGCGGCCGCUGAUCUUCGAGUUUCGGCCUCCAGCCACUGCUGUUCAAAUGCGGAUCCAGCCGGUGGGACCGAACUCCUCUUUUCUGUUUCUGAACGCGCGAAACCACGUCAAGAUUCGAAUCGACGUCCUUCCAGGUCUUCUCGUCUUCCCCAAGCCGGCGAGACUACGAGUGCUGCAGUGUCUGCUCCCUGCCGCUGCCGCCGCGUCUGUCAUUGCCGAAGAAGAUGAGGACUUGAUAGACGAGGAUCUCACUUCAGAACACGGCGGACGCUUCGGACUCCAGCGACGGCUGUCCGCAGGGGGCGGGUCCCUCGCCGACGGCUCCGGCGCGGGCGCGGCGGCCGCAGGCGCGUCUCCGCUGCGCCGCGGCAGAUCUCAAGCGGCGAGCAAGGGGAGUUCGUCUGCAGAAGGCGAGAGCGGCUCGCACGGUCUGCGCCGCGACCCCUCGCGAGGUGGGGCCGGCACUUCUGUCCCUUCGGCCGCGGGGGUCUCCAGCGGCGUUCCGGCUCAGGGGAAGGAGAGAGGCGAAGGCCUCCAGCCGCUGGAUCAGAACGCGGAGGGGACGGGGCGAGCCGGAGACAGAGCAGCGACGCGGGCAAGCGCUGUGUCCUUUCUGGAAGGGGUUCCGUCUGGGUCUAGGGAAGGCGGGUCCCUCCUCUGGGGGGAGGGCGCCGCCUUUGCGGGCUUCCGGGGGGGCUCGACCGAGUGGACGGCGCCGCAGUCCAUGGGCGCUGGAGACUGGGAUGACGACGAGCAGGUUUUCGAGGGCGCUGCGGUGGAGUUAAACUUUGACUGGGAGAAUGCCAUGGCUGUUGCGGUGGAUGACAGACCGACCCGCCUAAGGCUGUGUGGAGGCAAGGCCUCGGCUGCCUCCACAGACGGUGGAAAGGGGUACCCCCUGCGGGGCAUGGAGGGCUCGAGCGUAGAACAGCAGGGACACGCUAGGGAAAAAGACGCAGGCGUGGAGGAACGAAGCAGACGCGGUGAGGCCUCGCCAGAUGAAUCCGGAUGUCUCGGGGGAGAUGACUGCCUUUCUGGCGAAGGUGAAGGCGCCGAAGGCCUUCCGGUUCUUGAGCAGUUCGACUUCAUUCGGAUCCGCGCCCCUGCAGGAGACGAGGGCGACGUUCUUGCUCUCGUGCCGAGGCGACGACCGCCCCCGGUUCGUGGAGCCCAACUUGGAGACGCGGAGAUGCUCGCCGAUCCGAAAGGCGACAGCGGAGAGCCGCACACACCAGCUGAGAGUGACAGUGCCUCCUCGCAGGGAUGGCUGGACCUGCCCAAGUUCUGUCGGAGUGUGGAGGUGCUUGUCCCCGUAGUCCCGGUGAAGGCCACGACUGUCAGGCCGCUCGAGUGCUGCCUGGGUGAGGAGGAUGCCUUUCCUCCCGUUGCCGCAGCGGAGACUGAAGACCGGGCCGCGGAGGCACUCGACGGCGAGCAGGUGAACGCCGCCGCCGCGGCCGCCGGCGCUGAAGGCGGGGACGGGGAAAGCCGCGUCGACCCAGGCGCGGCGUCUGCGUCCUCUCCGCAGCGUGGGCGCGGCCCGACAGGCUCGCCUGAGCGGGCGCCUGCAGGCGCGUCGCGCGCAGUGGGAGCGGAAAGACCGUCUCUCUCGGAGUCUCGCGCGUCCUCGAGUUUGUUUAUCAACGGGGUCGUGCCUCCGCUCGCCUCAGGCCCGGCGCGGCAGUACAGCAACCAGGGGUCGUCGCUGUUUCGCUGGCGCGCGACGUCUUGGCACGGAGGGGACGAGUGCGGGAGAGGCGGGGGGAAGGGAGGGCAGCCGGGAGCGCGAGAGCGGGCCUUCACGACGUACUCGUGCGCCUCGGCGUCCGCCGUUCGCUACCGCUCUUCGGUUUCGUGGAGACUCUUGGGCGAGGGCAGCGAGACGCCCCUCCACAUGGACGGUCGCGCCCGGCUAGGCGACGCAGAGCUGAGUGCCCUCUCUGGCGACCUAGGGAGAGAGGCAGACCCUCUCGCCGUGACCGAAGACGCCGCCCACGUCGUGGCCUCGCUUCAGUUCUACACGAGCACAGGCGUCGACCUGAACGAUCGGAGACGAGCGCGGAGACAGCGACGCCGACGGGAGUUGGAGAAGCGGAGGAAUGCCGGCGCAGAGGAUGGGGCAGGCAAGCAGGGAGCCGACAGCGGGCAGCGCGCGGAGAGGAAGCCAGACUGCAGGGUAGAGGGCCUUGGACCCCAGGAGGAAGACGCCCGGGGCAGCGCUCUCCUAGGCGCAUUCGUGCCUUCUGUGUAUUGCGGAGGCGACGACGAAGACAGCGAGCGGCUGCCGCGGGGCAGUAUCUCCACCGUACUGCAGCCGCACUCGACGCGACCGCGGCUUUCGGGAGACCGCGCGGCGCUAAGCGACUCCGACGCGAAUUCGUCUGAAUAUGCGGCAGUCUCCGUCGAGGCGGGGGAUUCUGCGGACGGCCCGCGGAAGCCCAAGGGCGACGAGCGCAGUCGGACGUCGCUCUUUCUGGGCUCCGCUGGGUAUCCACUGGCGCGCUGCGGCGAAAGCAUCUCCGUGACGGAGGGCGACAUCGAAGGCACGCGUGACCUCCGCUCAGGCGAGGCGCUUGAGGAGUGCUUCGAAAGCAUCACCUACUCGUUUUCUAGCACAGAUCUGUGCCGGCGCAGAAAGCUGCGAAGAGCCAAGUCGAAGGCGCCGUGGGGCGCUGAAGCCGGAGGCGCGUUCGACGCGUGUGGCGGAUCUCCGGCUUCGCCUCUUUUGCCGAGGAAGAGGGAGACAGCGUGGCGCGAUCCGGACGCGAGGGAAGAGGAAGCUUGGCGCUCCGACUGCAGCGCAUCGUCUGGAUGUCAUUCGUGGUCAGGGGAGAGCGGCGACGGGGAAGAUGAGGGCAGCGGCUCGUCCCUCGCAAGCGAGAGCGAAACGGACGGCGAGGCAGGGCCGGAGAGAGAGCCGCAGCCAGUUACGAUUUUGAAGGUUCAGACGUCGCGUGUCUACCGUCUUGAAGUGCGCCCGGCGCUCUCCCACGCCUGCCGGUCGAUGCAUCUCUCGGGAGGCUCGGUCGUCCAUCAGAUUUUCCUUCAGAGCUGUGCGCCAGCCGAGGCCAUUGUCCUCGACUUUGCGACAAUCUCCCCGCUCACCUCAUUCUACGAGCGAGAAGAGAGAGGGCGCGCAGACGCGCCGCCUUCCAGCCGGGACCAGGGGGAACCGAUGCAGAGCCGAAACACAGGAAACAUCCGCGUCAGCCUCAUUGCUCCAUCGCCCUUGUACCCAAGCUUCUUCUGUCAGCUCAGCUGUCAAGAGGAAGAGUCAGUGCACCUGAACACACUGCUCUUUGGAGGGCAAAUGACGACGGUUCUGGUGCGGCUGCAGCAUGUGCUUCCAGAGCGGGGGGAGCCCCCCGGCUUGCCCGUCCACCCCUGCCUCGACGGACACCGCGGGCCUGGAGCCCAGAAGCGCCGCUGGGCGGCGCACGGGCUCGCGCCGCUCUCGCCGACGCUCACGGGAGUCGAGGAGGGCUCUUCGCCUUGCUCGUCGCGUGGCCGCCGUGACGAGGACGAAGAGGUCGAAGGACGAGAGAGGGAGGCGGAGCCGCGCGACGCGCAGGCCGGCGACGGUCGGCAGAGCGGAGAAGGCGACGAGGGCGCAGGCCCUGCUUCUCAGGAUUGCUGGGCGCAGGAGCAGGGCGAGCGAGAGGUUGCCGGCGAGACCCGCGGUGUGGUGAGACCUACUGGCGAUCGUCUGCGCAGAGGAGAAGAUUCGUGGCGCGGCGAAGAGGCACCCACGAAUGUCUGCCCAGCAGAAUGGAACUGCGGCGCGUCACUGACCCCUCGCGUUGAGCCCUACGUCCUAUCUCUGUACUACCGCUUUGUUCAAGGAUUCACUCCGUACGACGGCGUGUCUCCGUGUGGUGCGUAUCCCCACGGGCCGUCUGCGGCCUGCGGGCCUUCGGGGCGGCAAGGCCUCGAGCCGCCAGGAUCGCUUGCGCCCGUCCCUGUCCCCUGCUCGCCUGAAACGAAGCCUGUAACAUCGCCGCCGCUGGGGCCGGGCUGCUGGUCGGGCUCCGCCGCGCGCGGCUGGUGCAUGAGCGCCGGGGCGGCCGCAGGACAGGAGGCGAGCUCAGGCAAACGUGGCGAUCGGGGUCUUCGCGAAGAAACGCGUCAGCCGCUGGUCUACCACAUUCCGCUCCUUCUGCCUGUGCAGAAGUUCCCCGUCGAGGUUAACGUCUUCGCUCCGCGCACGGGGCGCGUCUCGACGCCGCUCUUCGUCUCGCUUGUGCUCACGAAUUGCUCCAACGUCCGCCUCCAAGUGUGUCACUCCGUCUCGCUCGAGUUCGACGACGCGCAUCCGCAGCGCCGGCCGUCGGCGCGCAGGGUCUCGGCCCUGUCCUCGCGCGGGGGAGUUCUCGCGGAGAACGGCUUUGCCUCGUCCUCGAGGCUGCCGUUCAAUCCCCGCCUGUCUGGCGGAGGCAACUCGAACGAGGGCGAGAAAGAGAAGGAGCGGGGCGGAGUCGCCUUCGGCAGGUGCACGAACGGGCGCGUACCGGAGGAGAAACCCACGCGAGGACCGGCGGGCGCCGCGCAGACCGGCGCCGGGGCUUCUCCUCGACUGGGCGAGUGUCACGAUUGGUUGAUGGUCGGCUCCAAGUGCCGCACAACGACUCUCGCGGGCGGCGGCCGAAGUGAAGUCCGCUUCCAGUUGAUUCCGCUGCGCGCAGGGCCACUGUCCCUCCCUGCAGUUCGGGUGUAUGUGCGCCCAGACCCAGACGCAGGCGACGGCGCUGCGUUCGGCGGCCAAGGCGCCCGCUCGUUCUCACGCUACAACUCCCACAGCGGGGCACGGGGUGCCCAGGGGCACUGGGAAGCAGAGCUUGAGAAGCAAGGAAGCAGCGACUCGGCUGCCUCGUUUAGAUCAACUCGGUUGGCCGGGAACGGACACAACGGAGGCGUGCAGAGGUCUCUCACCGGCAACGACGAGACGUUGGAAAGCAACGGGGAAUGGUUCACCAUGCCAGAAGGGGACUCCGUCACAGCAGGAAGGGAAGUUCUGGUGCUGCCCAAGGUGCUCUCGAAGCCUGACCUGAAGCUCCUUCCGGAGUAG
Besnoitia besnoiti is the source of this 11406-nucleotide messenger RNA. RefSeq lists its product as uncharacterized. The record is from RefSeq and is a predicted model, not a curated record. Gene Ontology annotation, cellular component: TRAPPII protein complex. Bases 1 to 11406 code for a protein of 3801 amino acids. The transcript is spliced from 12 exons. Lineage: Eukaryota; Apicomplexa; Conoidasida; Eucoccidiorida; Sarcocystidae. Gene Ontology annotation, biological process: intra-Golgi vesicle-mediated transport; early endosome to Golgi transport.